CGGUCGAAGCCCCGCCCCCUCCCCAACCACCGAGCGCGCGAGGAGCGCGAGAGGAAUUAAAUAAAUAAAGAGGGAGGCUGAGCCGAGCAGGGGCGGCCUCAAGCGGCGGAGGAGCCAUGGCCGCACGGCCGAGCCACGGCGGCGGCGGCGUCUCCCGCCUUGAGUCGGAGUUGUUCUUCCUAAUCGCGAGGUUCCUGUCCGCGGGGCCAUGUCGGGAGGCGGCCGAGGUCCUUGUGCGAGAAAUCGAACAACACAAGCUGCUGCCGAGGCGCGUGGACUGGAGGGGCGCGGAGCACGAGCGCAGCUUCGCCGAGAUGGUGCUGAGCCACACUCACCUGGUGCCCGAGCACCUGCUGCUUGUGGUGCAGCGGCUGGGCCCUCUCUUGGACCGCGAGAUCCCGCCCAGCGUGCCGGGGGUCUGCUCUCUGCUGGGGGCCGGUCGCCAGUCCCUGCUGCGCACACGCAAAGACCUCGGCCGCGUGGUGUGGCGUGGAUCGGCGUUGGCCGCCCUGCACCGCGGCCGCCCCCCUCAGCCCCAGAGCAGCGUGGGUAAUCCGCCCCACCUUGUGAGCUUGCUGUCUGCGCGCGAGCGCACGGGCUGCAUACGGCAUGGACAUGCCGUGCCCAUCACGUUGUAUCAGCACGCGCGCAUGCACCGCCGUAUCCUGGGGCACCUCUCCUCCGUCUACUGCCUCGCGUUCGACCGCACCGGCCAGCGCAUAUUCACGGGCUCCGACGAUUGCCUGGUGAAGGUGUGGUCAGCCGAGGACGGGCGGCUUCUCGCCACGCUGCGCGGCCACGCGGCCGAGAUCUCGGACAUGGCCGUGAACUACGAGAACUCGCUGCUGGCGGCCGGCACCUGCGACCACGUGGUGCGCGUCUGGUGUCUGCGCACCUGUGCCCCCAUGGCCGUGCUGCAGGGCCACACGGCCUCCAUCACUUCCCUGCAGUUCUCUCCGCAGUGCCGGGGCUCCGUGCGCUGGCUGGCCUCGAGUGGUGCCGACGGCAUUGUCUGCUUCUGGCAGUGGGACGCUGCAUCCCUCAAAUUCUGCGAGCGACCCGUGAAGUUCACGGAGAGGACUCGACCCGGCGUGCAGAUCUUCUGUUCUUCAUUCAGCGCUGGUGGGAUGUUCUUGGCCACGGGCAGCACAGACCAUGUGAUCCGUGUCUACUACCUGGGGGACCGGUCCCCGGACAAGAUCGCUGAGCUGGAAGCGCACACGGACAAGGUGGACAGUAUUCAGUUCUCGAACAACGGAGACCGGUUUGUGAGUGGCAGCCGGGACGGCACGGCACGGAUCUGGCAAUACCGGCGGCAGGAGUGGAAGAGUCUCCUGCUUGAUAUGUCUUCCAAGCUUCCUGGAAACAACAACCCGCCCGUGGAAGACAAGGUGUUCAAGCUGAAGGUGACCAUGGUGGCGUGGGAUCGGCACGACAGCACCGUCAUCACGGCCGUCAAUACCCUCGCGCUCAAAGUGUGGAGCUCCUACACUGGACAGCUGCUGCAUGUGCUCACGGGCCACGAGGACGAGGUGUUCGUGCUGGAGUCGCACCCCGUGGAUCCGCGCAUCCUGCUGUCGGCCGGCCACGACGGCAACGUCAUCAUGUGGGACCUUUCGCGCGGCGCCAAGAUCCGCACGUACUUCAACAUGAUCGAGGGUCAGGGCCAUGGCGCCGUCUUCGACUGCAAGUUCUCGCCGGACGGGCAGCACUUUGCGUGCACCGACUCCCAUGGGCACCUCCUCAUCUUCGGCUUUGGCUCGAGCAGCAAGUACGACAAGAUCCCGGACCAGAUGUUCUUCCACACGGAUUACCGGCCGCUGCUGCGCGACGCCAACAACUUCGUACUGGACGAGCAGACGCAACAGGCUCCGCACCUCAUGCCGCCGCCCUUCCUGGUGGACGUCGAUGGCAACCCCCACCCGCCACGCUACCAGCGCCUGGUGCCGGGGCGCCAGGGCUGCAGCCUCCACCAGCUCAUCCCACAGAUGGUUGAGGGAAGCAUCCUGGACAACAUGAUCCUGCGUCUCCAGCGCGAGCAGGACGAGCGUGCGGGAGCCACGGGGCAGGACGAGCCCUCCUCUGAGUUGUCACCGGUGCCGCUGACGGUGCAUCCUCCGCCGUCUUCCGAGAGCGAGGCGCCGCGGAGGAGCCCGGGCCCUCGUCGGCGGAGCGGGCAGGUGGAGGGCGUGCGGCAGAACGUGGCGCAGAGCCGCUUCAAUACCGCCUCGGGGGACCUGCUGGCCUGGAACAACCGCCUCGUGGUGCCCGAGGUGGCGCCGGGGCUCAGCAGCACCCAGGAGGGCUACCGCCACGCCAAAGGCGUCGAGGAAUCCGACAUCUACGAGCGGGAGAAGAGGAGGAAGCCGGUCUCCGCCGCACACAGGUCCGACUCUCCCAACGUGGCCGCCAAGGGCCUGAAGCAGCGGAGGAAGCAGGCGUCGCACGGCGGCCUCCACGGCUACCGCACGCGCUCGACGCUCGAGGAGCCCGGCCGGCCGGCCCCGCUGCGCCGCGCCGCCUACGACACCUCGUCGGACGAGAACCGCACGGGCGGCCCCAGUGGGGCAUCGUCGUCGGACGAUGGCGACGAGUGGCAGAGCGAGAGCAGCACGACAAGCGAGUCGUCCAGCGAGUACUCGGACUGGACGGCGCAGGCCGGCGUGAACCUGCAGCCGCCGAAGCGCGCCGUGCGCCGUCGCGCCGCGCAAAGGGGCCGGGGCAGCAGCUCCGACGGGGAGAGGGCGGGGGCCCCCGAUGAGAGCCCCCCGGGGGGGGAGCGGCCCCGCCGAAAAACCAGGACGCGCCGACAGAAGCGAGUGGCCGCCCAGCUGCUGGGACAGGGCCGUCCGGCCGAGGAAUGGCUGCCGUCUGUGUGGGUCACGCACACGGUGCCCCAGCGCUGCCCCUUCGUGCCGCAGAUGGGCGACGAGGUGAUGUACUUCCGACAGGGCCACGAGGCGUACGUGGAGGCCGCCAAGCGCAACAAAGUGCAGCGCAUCAACCCCCGCAAGCAGCCCUGGCACAAGAUCCAGCUGCGGGAGCAGGAGUUGGUGAAGAUCGUCGGCAUCAAGUACGAGGUUGGGCCUCCGACGCUGUGCUGCCUGAAGCUUGCCUUCCUGGACGCCGACACGGGGAAGCUGACAGGCGGAGCGUUCGCCAUCAAGUACCACGACAUGCCAGACGUCAUCGACUUCCUGGUGCUGAGGCAGACGUACGACGAGGCGCGUGCUCGCAACUGGCAAGUUGGGGACCGGUUCCGCGCGGUGAUCGACGAAGCGUGGUGGUAUGGCACGGUGCUGCGGCAAGAACCCUUCCAGGCGCAGUACCCGGACAGCCCCUUCCAGUGCUACGCCGUGUGUUGGGACAACGAGGAGACAGAGCGCAUGAGCCCGUGGGACAUGGAGGUGAUUCCGGACGAUGCGCGACCGCCCCCCGAGCCGGGCUCCAGCGUGCCGCUGACGAGCGAGGAGCGCGAGUCUCUGCUCUACCGCCCGCAGGACGGCGAGUGGGGCUCGGAGCCCCGCGGGCAGCAGCGCGACCGCAUCACUGCCGCGCUCGACCAGCUGAUGACGUUGGACGUGACGGCACAGUUUGCGACCCCCGUGGACCUGCAGGCGUACCCCCUCUACUGCACCGUGGUCGCCUACCUCACCGACCUCAGCACCAUCCGCAAGAGGCUGGAUAACGGCUUCUACAGACGUUUGUCGUCGCUGAUGUGGGAGGUGCGGUACAUCGAGCACAACGCCCGCGCCUUCAACGAGCCCGGUAGCCCCAUCGUGAAGUCGGCCAAGCACGUCAGCGACCUGCUGCUGCACUUCAUCAAGGAUUCAAGCUGCACGGACAUCCUCACUCUGCACAACGCUCGCAAGAAGGACGAACCGGAGGAGGAGUCGGAGGUCAGCCCUGAUGAAGAGGAGGAGCACGAGGAGGAUCGGGAAGCGCCCAGCACGUCCACCGGGAGACUCCGGAAGCGGCGUACGCAGCGCUACCGGCGCGAGUCGGCCUACAACAUCGCGGCGUGGAAGCAGCAGUGCAGGCAGCUGGUGAGCGUCAUCCUGGAGCGCGAGGACUCGGAGCCGUUCCGCCAGCCCGUCGACCCCAUCGCGUACCCGGACUACCGCACCAUCAUCCCGACGCCCAUGGACCUGGGCACGGUGCGAGAACGUCUGCGGGAGGACACGUACCACGACCCCGUCGACUUCUGCAAGGACGUGCGCCUCAUCUUCUCCAACGCCAAGGCCUACACGCCCAACAAGAAGUCUCGGAUCUACGGCAUGACACUGCGUCUGUCAGCGCUCUUUGAGGAGCACAUCCGCGGCAUCGUCUCCGAGUACAAGUCGGCGCUGCGCUACCACGAGCGGCGGGAGCGCGCCGCCUGCCGCGGGAAGCGUGCCAAGCAUGCCCGGUCUGGCUCCAGCAGCCGCGAUUCCAGCCCGGAGGUCAGGAAACGUGUAAAGGCCCAGACGAGGAACCCGAACGACGCAUCGUCGUCAUCCUCGUCGUCGUCAUCGUCAUCGUCAUCAGACGUCGCUGGGAUGGGAGUGCAGGCCUCUGCCCGGCCAUCGUCUUCGUCUUCAGGGGCGGCCAUGAUGUCGCACGGCGGAGCGGCGGGCAAGGGGGCGGCCACCACCGCCUCGGGGAGGCCCAGCGAGGGCCCCGGCCGGCCCAGCCGCUCCUCGGCAGAGGCGGGGGGAGCGGCCAUGCUGUCGUCGUCGUCGUCAUCGUCGUCAACGUCUUCGUCGGCGGUGGGGAUGACGACGCGAGGAGGCAAGGGUCGCGGGGUCGCGGCCACUGCGGCUGUGACCAACGGAAGAGCUGGCGCUGCCGCCGUCGGCCGCCGUGGGCGCCCCGCUCACCGCGUGUUCCGGUGUGCGCCGCCAGGGGGUGCGGAGGACGAGGGCUCGCGGCCCCCGGUGUGCAACAGCAAGAGGAAAAGCGCCGAGGUGUCAUCGUCGUCAUCCUCGUCAUCGUCGUCGUCAUCCUCGUCGUCGUCGUCAUCGUCGUCGUCAAAAGCGACGCACGGGAAGGCGGAGAACGCGACUGGCAAGCGUCGGCACCGGCCCGGACGGCGAUCAGGAGCUGGCAAGCAGGAUCUCGCCGACGGCGGAGGAGAGAGGCGGCUCAACGGCCACGGCUCGCGGAGGCCCCGCGCCUCCUCCGCCGUCGCCUCCACGCGCGCCGCCCCCGCCAAGCGCCUCCCGAGCAGCGAGUCCGAGUCGAGCGACGACGGGGACGACGACGACGACGGGGUGGGCGACGCAGCGGCGAAGAAGGCCAACGACGACGGAAAGAACGACGGCGACGAGAAGGGGCGGGGGGGGGGACCGCCGCGAUGGCCGCCGCCGCGAGGACGGCUCUGACGAUCACCUGGGCGUGAUCUCCGGCCCCGAGUCGCCGUCGCCGUCGUCCGACAGCGGCAGCGACUUCGACGACGGCGGCAGCGUCUGCAGCGGUGCCC
Molecule: messenger RNA, 5461 nt
Organism: Petromyzon marinus (sea lamprey)
Lineage: Eukaryota; Metazoa; Chordata; Hyperoartia; Petromyzontiformes; Petromyzontidae
Source: RefSeq, a predicted model, not a curated record